CUCGCUGGGGUGACAUGUAACAAAGUGACUAGUUUACCAUCAGUGGCACAAAGAGACCUGUGUAAUUUCUGAAAAAAAUUGGAUAUUCCCUUUUUUAAGACCACGUGGAUAAUCACGCAAGAUUUUCUUUAAUAUGAGGCCAUCAACAGUCGGGUGCUACACAUGCCUGGUAAUCUUAAUAUGUAUUGCGGUCGUUUCGUCCCUGGAAUCUCCUAAGAAUUCAUCUUCGAAACGAUGGAGCGUCCGAAGAACGAACUGCGAGUUGAAAAACAAUUUAAAAUCGUGGGCGAAAUCGUUCAAGAAUGACAGCCUGUCAAUCUUGAGUCGAGCAACAAAGAAGACCAAUCCAAUGGGUUUCAUCCGCAAGCAAUUGGAAACGAGUAAAAAGUACAACCCGGCGGACCCGCUUCACGCCUAUCCAAACAAAUGGGAUUUAAUGGUGCACAGUCUGUUUCAGAAACUGUCACGUUUCGAAGUGAAUAAUGCGGAUGCCAUCCGCAAAGUGAUCCGAGUCGUCAGGAUUUUGACAAUCAUCGGUUUAGUUGUCGGAACUCUGGGAAUCGUCUUGGGUGUGGCGUUACCGCUCAGUCCCUUAGCGCUGGCGUUCGGUAGGAGGGAAGAUGAGGUGGAGGAUAAAAACGACGUAGUUGACUGGAAUUACGUUGAUCAAAUUUCGCAAAGCGUCAUCUACGCCAUUGAAAAUGGCAUGCUCAAAUACGAAAUGUGACACGUCGCUAAUGCCCUAGCCAAGAACAGAUUGGUAGUUUUAUUUAUUUAAUUUUUUUUGUGAUUGCUCAGGUUGUCAAGUGCCACACCUUCGACAAUAUUUUAAAAAGAUUCUCAUCAACUGUUUUUAGUUAAAAAGAUAAACGAAAAAAAGAAAUUGGCCAACGCCAGCAGAAGUCAAACUGAUGGAACGAGCUUUUACCACUAGCGUUUCAUCAACCUACCAUGGUGAUCAGCAUUUAACGCUCUAGUGAAAAAGCCAAAACAAAAUUCAUUGAUAUCAGGUUUUGUACUGAUGAAUUUACCCAUACUAACAAGAAGCUGCUUGAAAACCACGCAAAAGUUCAAGGUCUCUUAGCGAUGGCGCAUCCCCGUGGACACAAGUCGUGAACCGUUUCUCACAUCGACGGGUCACGCCCCAAAUACAUUCCUUCACGCAGAUCAACCCAAAACCUGUUUAGUUAUAAACAACACACGCAUUCCAGUUUUAUUUUAUUUUCAAAGUUUAUUAGUUCACGAUCACGUGAUUUACCGAUCGCUCCAUUAAUUUAUUAUCACCGAACGACCAACAAUAAAUGCCAUCUACAAUCUUUUUUUUUCAUUGCAAAACGUGAAGUUUGAGACGUUUAGACCCUGAUCAACGGAGUUGUAAAGAGACAACAAUAAAUGUGAGAAAAACGGA
Daphnia carinata is the source of this 1408-nucleotide messenger RNA. RefSeq lists its product as uncharacterized. Lineage: Eukaryota; Metazoa; Arthropoda; Branchiopoda; Diplostraca; Daphniidae. The record is from RefSeq and is a predicted model, not a curated record. The coding region runs from base 134 to 727 and encodes 197 amino acids. The transcript has 2 exons.